AUAGUAUACAUUACAAUACUUGGAAUAGUCAAAAUGUCUCGAAAGGCUAAGAGGAUUUCAUACAACCUAAAUAACUACAAUUUGAUUAGAAGUCGAGAAUUGGGUUUAAAACCAAAAUUAGGGCAUGGUGCCGACAUUUCCAAGAAGUUGUAUUCAAACCUAGAUGUAUGUCGACCAAAAGUGCCAGUUGAGAAAACUAAAUGUGAACAAGGAGGUAUUUUUAACUUGGAGUUCAGUUUUGAUGGACGAAUGCUGGUGUCUGCUUGUAAAGAAAGAUCUGUGUUGAUUUUUGAUGCAGCUAAUCAAAAGAUGAUAAAGAAAAUUAACGAAGCACAUUGUAAUUGUGUCAAUUGUGUUAGGUUUCUUAAUGACUAUACAUUUGCAACUUGUUCUGAUGACAACACAAUAAAGGUAUGGGACACAAGAAUGCUAAAUUGUGCCACAAGGACAUUACAGGGUCAUUCAAAUUGGGUAAAAAAUAUAGAAUACUCAGAGAAAGAAAAUGUGAUGGUAACAUCAGCUUUUGAUGGAAGUAUUUAUGCUUGGGAUCUCAAUAGCCCUACAGAGAAUAACGUUCUCUAUGACAAAGUAUUUGUGAUGAAUGGACUUAUGAGGACUAAACUGACACCUGAUGGCACAAAAAUGGUCAUCUGUACAACAAGUGGAUAUAUUAUUAUAAUUCAUGAUUUAAAUUUGAGAACAUUAAGCCAUGACAUGAAAACAUUUAGGCCCAAUUUGUACAGACUUAUGCAGUUGAGUGAACAAACUUUUCCAGCUGCCACAAUGUUCAAUUACCUUUUUUACCAUUCAAGAAAGUCAAAUCGGUUAGAGUUUAUAGACGACUUUCCCAACGACGUGGAAGUAAUUAGUUCUCUUCAGAUCCACCCAAUGGGUUGGAAUGCUUUAUCAAGAAGUAUUAAUGGAUCAGAAAAUGAAGAGUGGACAUCUGUUCAUGAUAUUCAAAGUCGUGAUGCGUCAGACUAUGAAGAUGCUUAUCUGUAUGUUCUUGACUCUGCAUUGCCGGAUAUCAAUGCUGAGGAAUCUCCCCCCGAAGACGUAGAAAACGCACGUCCCACAGAUAUUUGGAUGGGCUUCAUAACAAAUGAACAGCUAAGCGCCCAGCGAUCUCAAAGAAACCAAAGUAACCAGGAAAACCUCCAUUCUUCCAUGGGCAUAAUUCAUAGCGGUCUCGUGGGCAGGGACAAUUACACUCGUUACUUCCGCAAGAGACCGGAAGAUCGUUUCCGUAUAGUGAAAAAUUUGCCGAGACUGACGCACUUCAUUAAAGAACAGAGUGUUGGUAAGGGGUACAUCAAAGAAUUGUGUUACUCAAGUGACGGGAGGAUUAUCUGUUCACCUUACGGAAAAGGUGUCAGGCUUUUGGCUUUCGACGAACAGUUACAAGAAGUGAGUUAUUGUGUGCCGGAAAAGCCUCGCGAGCUUUUUACCGUUGCUGAAAUAAACGAUUAUCAUCCGGAUGUCGUGGUUUGUUGCAAAUUCAGUCCUAAACACUAUCAGCUGGUUAGCGGGUGCUUGGGAGGCGAAAUUGUAUGGUACCAUCCAAUUCUAUGAGAAAAACAAAAUUUAAAAGGUGAUUGAUAUCGUCUUAUUUAAUUUUUGAAUGCCAUUAUUCUGCGUUCUUGCAAAUAUGUCGAAUUUCUUUUAUCGUGCGUUGUGCAUUUUAUUUAAUUUUUGUUGAUUCUGUGAUUAGGGUGGGAUUGCGUAAUCAAUCAUUUGAUGGAAUGAAUUAAUUUUAAAACUUGUAAAUUAUUAUUAUCUAUGAAAAAGCCAAUACUUUUUCGUACGAUUUUCUUAAAAUAAAUGCCAUCUGAGUUUUA
This is a messenger RNA of Agrilus planipennis (emerald ash borer), 1838 nucleotides long. Its product is annotated as DDB1- and CUL4-associated factor 10. The record is from RefSeq and is a predicted model, not a curated record. Gene Ontology annotation, cellular component: Cul4-RING E3 ubiquitin ligase complex. The transcript is spliced from 6 exons. Bases 34 to 1572 code for a protein of 512 amino acids. Lineage: Eukaryota; Metazoa; Arthropoda; Insecta; Coleoptera; Buprestidae. Gene Ontology annotation, molecular function: protein binding.